Messenger RNA from Xenopus laevis (African clawed frog), 1597 nucleotides. RefSeq names its product V-set domain-containing T-cell activation inhibitor 1 (gene vtcn1.2.L). The coding region runs from base 325 to 1152 and encodes 275 amino acids. The transcript is spliced from 5 exons. Gene Ontology annotation, cellular component: membrane; external side of plasma membrane. Gene Ontology annotation, molecular function: signaling receptor binding. The record is from RefSeq and is a predicted model, not a curated record. NCBI's taxonomy places the organism in Eukaryota, Metazoa, Chordata, Amphibia, Anura, Pipidae. Gene Ontology annotation, biological process: regulation of leukocyte cell-cell adhesion; regulation of T cell activation; regulation of cytokine production.
AAUGGGAAAGGGUCCUGUUAUAUAGACAGGAACACAUACAAGCUUCCAUAUCAUUGGCUCCUCAACAAAUAAGAGAGGAGCAGCUGCCCUGUGAUUGGCUGAAGAAGUUGCCCAGGAGGGGCCCCUGCAUUAGAGUCAGUACAUUGUGCAUUAAUGACCAAUCAGGGAUGUUGUUCUGCUGCUUCACACACUGACCCGGGGCAGUUACACUCUCUUCCCUCCCACCGCUCUGGGGCAGUUGUAGGGCAGGUGGAUGGGCAGGUCUGUGAUACCUGAGACACAUCGUUAGAGGACACGACGGGGUCUGGAAACCACUGGGCCGACAUGGGAACCUUGAGCAAAAUCAUCUUCCACCUGAUGAUCGCAUUGAUUGUCUUCCUAUUGGCUGCUCUUGUUCUGAUUAUUGGCAUUGGGAUCGCAGGGAGUAAGGGGGCAGUACCAGUCUCAGCUGCCUCCUUGGUGGGGCACAUAAAUGAUGAUGUGAUAUUAAGCUGCACCUUCACCCCAGAUCCAAGUCAGGACAAUGAUAUAAAGUGGGAGAAGGUGGGCAUGAGUGGGCUGGUGCACAAGUACCAGAAAGGGAACAAUGAGCUGACGGAUCAGAACCCAGCCUUCAGGGGUCGCACCUCCCUCUUCCUCAGUCAGGUGAUGGUGGGUAAUGCCUCCCUAAAGCUCAGCCGGGUGCAACUGUCAGACACCGGCACCUACAGGUGCAUCAUCUCCAACUCCAAAGGAACAGGGGAGAGCAAGAUGGUGUUCAGGGUGGGAGAUUUCAGCACCGUCACUGUGACCCAAGUCUCCAACAACUCCCUGAAUUGUGACUCCCCGAGUUGGUACCCUCAGCCCAAUGUCUCCUGGGUCAGUACCUCUGGAACUAACCUCACCAACCUCACCUGGACCAGCUUCCAGCCUGGACUGAAUAGAGCAGUGACAGUCAGAUCAGCACUGAGGGAGGUCCAGUUAGACGUCCAGUACACGUGUGUGAUAAAUACUGAGUUGGCCCGAGCUGAAGGGGACGCAAUGCUGACAGAUUCUGGGCUCCAAACUGCAUCCCGACUGGAAGUGUUUAGUUCUGUGGCUCUUCUCUCAGCACCUCGACUUUGGCUCUGCACCCCCUUUCUGUCUCUCCUUCUUGGGUCUGUACUUCACUAGGUGCUCAGGGGACACAUCACAUGAUCAGCAUUAAAGUGACAGUAUGUGUUGUCCCUGUAUUUAUACCAACGGGUGGUGCUGCCAUAUUGCCUGACAUACAGGAGGUACAACACUAUCUCUUGUUAUAUCUGCAGGGAGACUGCCUGUAUAUUAGCUGCACAGACACUUGACUGUAUAUAAUAGUGCUCAGAGCAAAAUCCUGGGAAAUAUUAGUGGAGUCUCACUUCUCCCGGGGGGCUGGGUAAUGUCGGCUCAACCCCGGACUCAUAUAAUGGGAAAUACUCAGCGCUGUUAUCUGGGAACCUGGACCCACUCCUGGAGGAAGAACUGGACCCCCAUAAUGAGAAAGUAACAUCCGUGUCACAUACAAGAUACAGAAUUCUAUAGGCCAAUAACUCAGCCCCCCAGUUACUAACGUGGCAGUUUGUAUUCGACAGAUUCUCCU